UACAAAUGUUAGGACUUCAACUUGACAAUCCGAACGCCGGUCAGAAACACCGCAAAAAGGUACAAGGUGAAGAAGACGUCUUGGUUUAUAUUGAGAAAUCUGAAGAAAGUCUGAGGAAAGGAGCCGUUCGUCGACAGUUUCCCAUUAAGUUAGCUUACGCCUGCACAGCCCACAAAGUUCAAGGCAUGACAAUGCACUCUGCAGUAGUGUCAUUGAAGAAGAUUUUUGAGCCGGGAAUGGCCUACGUUGCUCUCAGCAGAACAACAUCUCUACAAGGAUUACACAUUAUGGAUUUCGACGACAAGAAGAUAUAUGCUGAUCCUGAAAUCACAACCUCUUUGCAAAGCAUGAGAAGAGCCAGAGUUGAAGAAAUCAUGCAACUUCUGCAGCACGUGAGGGAAAAUAGGCAGGAACAGACACUCACCAUCAUUCAUCACAACACGGAAGGACUGGCAUCUCACAUGGAGGAUAUCAGAUGCCAUCAUGAGCUACAACUCGCCGAUGUUCUGUGUUUAACAGAAACACACCUGACUGGAUUGUCUACCUCAGAUCUCCAAUUGGAAGGAUACAACUUGUUCACACGCAACAGGCAUGUCUCUUACUCCACACAUCAAGAACUUGGAAGGAAAAAUGGAGGUGGAGUCGCAAUAUAUUGCAAGGAGCACAUUCCAACUCAGCCCAGGCAAUAUAUACAAAAUGUGACUGAUCUGGAGUUUGCUGUGAUCAAAUUGGAUUCCCCAAUAAAAGCAGCAGUCGUAGCUGUGUAUAGGCCACCGCAAUACAGUAUUGGAGAUUUCUUGACCAACCUGAACAGUAUGCUGGAUUACCUGGACCUCACACACAACGAUCUCGCCAUCAUCUGUGGAGACUUCAACGAGGACCUCCUACACCCUGGAAAAAAACCUAUUCUGGAGUUGUUUCAAUCUCGAGGAUACACGCAACUGAUUACAUCAGCGACAACGGAAAAGCACACACUACUUGACCACAUCUACAUUUCAAAUCCGGACUUCUGCCAUCAAUCGGGCGUGUUACAGACCUACCACAGUUACCACAAUCCUGUGUACUGUGUAUUGCGUUUUUUUUCAUAGGUGAAUUGCCCGCUAUACCAGGUCACUGGGGCCACUGAAUCAGCAUUAACGACAACAGUGGGGCUACACCAGCCUUAGUUCCCCAGUGGCUUUUGUAUCAGUGGUGUCUUGGCCUUAAGCCAUACGGAACUGGGGUUCCACUUAUCCUCCUCCAUCGACGACAGUGACGUUGCAGUUAUAUUGUGUUGUCUGUUGUAAUAUGAAGGUGUUGUGUCACUGAGUUACCUAGAGUUCAGCAGCAGGAAGGACGAAGGAGUAGUGUGGCAGCUCCAGGCAGGACAGGAAGUGAAGGCAGCAGAAUACAGGACACAGUCAGGAUUAGUGUAAUAACUCCAGGGAAGACACAGACAGUGAGAGCAACAGCAGCAAUGCAGGAAGAUUUUGGAGACCAUAGCAGUCCUCUGCAACACUGGAUAUGAGUGUGCAAUAUACCAUCUAAAGGAACCGGCGAGUCAGGAUGUCUGAGAAGAUCAAGUGUGCUUCUCCACUGAUGAUGAUGAGCUGGAUACCACCUUAUGUGCUAAUUUCUUUCAAAGACAGGACCAGAUGUGUUUGGAGUUGAAGACAAUGCUGAAGACCAAAGAAGCAACGGAAGAAGCACAUUAAAGCACUGAGGGUGUCCAGCCUGUUUGCCAUGUCAGAUCCAGCGGCUAGAUGGCGGGAGAUGCUUCAUUAUACCCCUGAUUGCCUUUAAUCAUUAGAUGAUCGUUUAAUUAAUUUUAAUAUAUAUUAUCUUAUUAUAUUAAAUAAUUGGUCUCAGUUUACUACUCAGUUUGCUAAUAUAGGCUUGAAUAAGAAUGUUCUUAUAAUGUGUACGCCAUGCCCGAGGAGGAUGGGUUCCCCCUGAUGAGUCUGGUUCCUCUCAAGGUUUUUUAUCUCCUUAAGAGUUUUUUCCUUGCCACCGUCGCCACUGGCUUGCUCACUGGGGGUGUUGUGUCAAAUCCUGUAUCCCUCUCGCGUCCCUGCCGACCAGGGUUUCCAAAACAACAGUUUGUGACUCAAUUCAUAAUUUUUUUAUUAAAUCAUAGAAAUUUAAACAAAUAAAAGUGAAAUCAUGUUAUGGCUUAGUCACUUACAGUAAAGCAGUAAGCCCUGUGAUGCUGUGAUUAACAGUGCUUUCAGAAAUGCUAAGGGGUGUUGUUGUUUUCUGAAAUCACAGGGCUUAUUUAUGGGCUUAUUCCCUUUAUAAACACUUGUGCAGUAAUAGACGCAAUCAUGGACGGUAAUGGAGUAUUUUACAAUGGCUUUAAAUGCAACAUGCACAAGGUUCACUUUAUUAAUACAAUAAUUCAAAGACUUUCAUCACUAUUCUGCCAAAAUAGAAACUUGAUUUUACAUUUAUUAUUGCAACCGUAAGAGAUUUGUUUUUUAUUUUCAUAAUUCGAUAAUUUUAAUAUGAAGUUCAAAUAAUAUUUAUACGUGAGCUAGUACGACAUUACAGGGUGGGAUUUGGCACAACAGGUGUUUUCUAAAACUUUUAAUAAACAUUGUGGUUGAAUUGGCA
Messenger RNA from Carassius carassius (crucian carp), 2592 nucleotides. RefSeq lists its product as uncharacterized. The record is from RefSeq and is a predicted model, not a curated record. NCBI's taxonomy places the organism in Eukaryota, Metazoa, Chordata, Actinopteri, Cypriniformes, Cyprinidae. Gene Ontology annotation, molecular function: catalytic activity. Bases 6 to 1088 code for a protein of 360 amino acids. The transcript has 5 exons.